AUGUUUAAACGACGUGCUACUCGAAACUUGCUAUUUGACAGACUACAUAAGGGUGUCGUCAUCAGCUGCUUAGCCCUGACACUGUACGGUAGUUUUAUGAUUGGUGACAAAAUGUAUAGAUACUUUACUGUUUUAAGGCCGCAGUUGAAAGCAAAACAAGAAGAAGAACAGAAGAAACUUUUGAGUGAAGGAAAAGCCAGCCCGGAUGUUAGUGUUAUGGUAGACCCUGCAUCAAAUCUGAAAGCGUGA
This is a messenger RNA of Gryllus bimaculatus (two-spotted cricket), 249 nucleotides long. The record is from the annotation of a GenBank genome assembly. NCBI's taxonomy places the organism in Eukaryota, Metazoa, Arthropoda, Insecta, Orthoptera, Gryllidae.